UGCUCACUCGUUUUGUCAGUUAAGCUCAAAAGAAAAACUCCUGAAAGAGCUAUACGGCCCCAAAAAUCCCUCCCUCUAAAUUCUUUCGCCAUUUCAUGAAAGAAGAAAACCAAACAGAGGGACGAAAUGCCAUUUAUAUCACAAAUACAGAGACAAUCUGAUUACAAUUUCUUCUCUUCUUCCACUCCUAUAGUCAUCGAUAAUGGCGCUUCCUAUUUUCGCAUCGGAUGGGCUGGAGAGACUGAUCCUCGAGUUAUUUUCCGCAACAUUGUUCAGCGCCCACGUCAUAAAGCGACUGGGGAAACUGUAACUAUUGUUGGUGACCAUGAUCCUACAUUGUUGAAAUAUUUUGACUGCACUCGCUCUGGGCCUCGCUCUGCAUUUGAUAGUAACGUUGUUUACCAGUUUGAGAUAAUGGAAUAUAUUCUUGACUUUGGAUUUGAUCGGUUGGGGGCAAAUGGAUCACAGAUUGAUCAUCCUGUCCUGAUCACAGAAUGUGUAUGCAAUCCAGUUCAAUCACGCAGUAAAAUGGCUGAGCUUCUUUUUGAAACUUAUGGAGUUCCAUCAGUAGCAUUUGGUGUAGAUGCUGCAUUCAGCUAUAAGUACAAUCAGCAGCAUGGGGUUUGUGAUAAAGAUGGGCUAGCUAUUUGUCCAGGAUUUACAACAACUCAUGUUAUCCCGUUUAUUGAUGGAGAACCUGUUUAUAAAGGAUGCUGCCGAACUAACAUUGGUGGAUACCAUGUCACUGAUUACCUGAAGCAACUUCUUUCACUUAAAUAUCCUCAUCACAUGGCCAGACUUACAUGGGAAAAGGUGGAAGACCUGAAGAUGGAGCAUUGUUAUAUUGCUCCAGAUUAUGCUUUAGAAGCUCGAUUAUUUCAGAAAGGGACCAAGGAGGCUGAAGAAAAAACCAGGUGUUGGCAGCUUCCAUGGGUUCCUCCACCAGUGGAGGAACCUCCAUCAGAAGAAGAGAUUGCCAGAAAAGCAGCCAUAAAGGAGAGACAAGGUCAACGGUUGCGGGAAAUGGCUGAGGCAAAGAGGUCAUCUAGGAUAAAUGAACUAGAGAAUCAGAUGCGUGGCAUGGAAUUUCUUUUGCAGCAGCUCGAGCACGUGGAAGAAGAAGAAAUUCCAUCUUUCCUAAAAGAUACUGGAUAUGUCUCAAAGCAGGAAAUAGAAGCCUCACUUGUGAAAAUAGCACAGUCUUUACGUAAAGCAAAAGGAGAGCCAAAAGCUGAACAAGCUGAAGUUGAAGAGAAAAGUGAUUCUUCCGCAAAUGAUAAAUAUCCUCUUGUCAAUAUUCCAGACAACAUGCUGACCCCAGAGCAGCUCAAAGAAAAGAGGAGACAGUUGUUCCUUAAAACCACAUCUGAUGGCAGGCAACGAGCAAAGCAGAAACGUCAAGAAGAAGAAUUAGAGAGAGAAAGAAAAAAUCAACUAGAUGAAGAAAAACGCUUAGAGAACCCAGAACUUUAUUUAGAGCAGAUACGUAUUAAAUAUAAAGAACUCUCUGAGAAAGUUGAGCAGCGAAAACGACUCAAGACAAAUGGGAAUCACUCAAAUGGAAAUAACAUGUCAGGUGGUGUUGGUCGCGGUGAGAGAUUGAAUGCUGCACAGAGGGAAAGGAUGCGCCUAUUAACAACUGCAGCCUUUGAUCGAGGGAAGGGUGAGGAUACUUUUGGUGCCAAAGAUGAAGACUGGCAACUUUACAAACUCAUGAGCAAAGAUAAUGAUGAUGAUGAUGAUGUGGGGGAUGAGGAUGAACUAGAGCUCACCCGUAUUUCUUCUAGGCUUCAGGAAAUAGACCCAACAUUUAUUCCUAAGCCAGAUGUAGGGCCGUCACAACCUGCUCCUGAUGUCCCACGGUUUCGCCCAUUGACAAAGGAGGAUUUCCAGAUUUUGCUUGGGGUGGAGAGGUUCAGAUGCCCUGAAAUCCUGUUUCAUCCCAACCUAGUAGGUAUUGAUCAGGCAGGGGCAGAUGAGAUGGCUGGUGUGUCAAUUAGGAGAUUGCCGGCCAAGGACCUAGAAUUGGAGGAGAGACUGACUAAUUCAAUCCUUAUGACUGGUGGGAGCUGCCUUUACCCUGGUAUGGCCGAGCGCUUAGAGGCUGGAAUCCGAAUGAUUCGCCCAUGUGGGUCACCUAUAAAGGUGGUCAGAGCAUUGGAUCCAAUUCUUGACGCAUGGCGAGGAGCUUCUACUUAUGCUGCUGGAUUGCAGUUCCCACAGCAGACAUUUAGUAGGAUGGAUUAUUAUGAGAAGGGUGAAGAUUGGCUUCGUCGAUACCAAUUUCGCUACACACUGUAAUUGUAUUCUCGCACUUCAUAACUGAUUCUCUUUAAUAUGAAGUGGCAUUAGACAGAUCCUAUUUUGAAAGAAUGACUCGAGUAACACUGACUUCAAUUUGCUGUUUCUGCCAUUUUUAAACACUGAUACAUAAUACAGGCUAUAAUUGUUGUUCUUAGAUAGAUCUAUAUUUUAUCAGAUGGGAAUGAAUAGCGGUUCCAAGGUUUCCAUGUAAAUUGUCUUGUUAAAUUUUGAUGUGAAUCAAUCUCCAAUGGCUUAUGCUUUUUGCUUUUGA
Messenger RNA from Jatropha curcas, 2575 nucleotides. RefSeq names its product actin-related protein 5 (gene ARP5). Lineage: Eukaryota; Viridiplantae; Streptophyta; Magnoliopsida; Malpighiales; Euphorbiaceae. The record is from RefSeq and is a predicted model, not a curated record.